This is a messenger RNA of Rhea pennata, 4639 nucleotides long. It is a transcript of the gene LRPPRC, whose product is annotated as leucine rich pentatricopeptide repeat containing. Lineage: Eukaryota; Metazoa; Chordata; Aves; Rheiformes; Rheidae. Gene Ontology annotation, cellular component: nucleus; mitochondrion. Gene Ontology annotation, molecular function: protein binding; mRNA 3'-UTR binding. Gene Ontology annotation, biological process: regulation of mitochondrial translation. The record is from RefSeq and is a predicted model, not a curated record. The coding region runs from base 30 to 4172 and encodes 1380 amino acids. The transcript has 38 exons.
CCCCCGAGUGCGGCGCGCGCGCGGCGGUCAUGGCCGCGCUGCUCAGCUCCGCCGGGCGCCUCCGGGCGCUCUGCCCGCGGCUCCUGCCCCUCCUCCGCUGCCCACCGCCGGCCGCUGCCGCCGCCGCGCGGCCCCCGCCCCCCGGCAGAAAUCUGAUGUACCAAACAAGGUUCCUUACAGUUGCACCUGAACAGGAGGGAAGAGUUACAGAAGAACCAAAUUCAGAAAUCCAAAAUAGACGGGCAUGGCAAUUUGACUGGGCAUUAAAUAAACUGGAUAACUCUGUCAGAAAAACUGGCCGCAUCCCUAAGGCCCUUCUACUAAAAAUCUUCCAUGAAAUAUGCAGAGCAGGGUCUCCAGGGAGUAACCAGGCUUUGCUGUUGUUGCGAAGUUGUGGUGCUUUAUUACCAGAGGUAUUGUCAUCUGAAAGAACAGAACUAGCCCAUAUGAUAUGGGACAAAAUGAAAGAACUGGGUGCUGUGUAUGAUACAAGCCAUUAUAAUGCUUUGCUUAAAGUCUACCUUCAGAAUGAGCACAAGUUCUCUCCAACCGAAUUUUUGGCCAGAAUGGAGGAAGCUAAUGUGCAGCCCAAUCGAGUUACAUACCAAAGGUUGAUUGCUGCUUAUUGCAAUGAGGGUGACAUUGAAGGAGCCAGUAAGAUUCUUGGAUUUAUGAAGAAUAAAGAUCUCCCAAUCACAGAGGCAGUAUUCAGUAGCCUUGUGAAAGGUCAUGCAAGAUCAGGAGACAUGAAGAGUGCAGAAAAUAUCCUCUCGGUGAUGAGGAUGGCUGGUGUUGAACCUGGCCCAGACACCUAUUUAUCAUUACUGAAUGUGUAUGCUGAAAAGGGUGAUGCUGACAGCAUCAAAAAGACUCUAGAAGAGGUUGAGAAGACUGAAGGAUAUCUUAUGGAUAGGGUUUUGAUGCAGGUGAUUUUAAGCCUUGCAAAGGCUGGAUAUCCUCAGUACAUUGAGGACAUUAAAGAGCGCAUAAGAUUUGAAAGGGAAUUAAUUCCAGAUGCAAUGAACCUAUGUUUGACUUUAAUAACUCAUGGCUUUGAAGAUAUAAGUUUUCGUAUUUUGAAGUCUCUUCAUCAUUUAUCACGUGACAAUAUGGACCAGGGUAGCUUCUUCCUACAACACUGUGUAAAUACAGAUAUGCCAAUUAGCAAGCUGAAACAAUAUUGUAGCGAGUUAAAAGAAGCAAAAAUGCACUCAGCACCUUUACCAUUUAUUUUGCGCUGUGCUUUGGAGGCCAACAGAUCAGAUAUGGCCAUUGAUGUGAUGAAGAUCAUGAAAGAAGAAGGCUUGCCACUCAGACCUCACUAUUUCUGGCCACUACUUGUUGGGUACCAGAAAGAGAAGAAUCUCAAAGGUGUUUUUGAGAUCCUCAAAGUAAUGCAUGAGUUGGGGGUGGAACUUGAUACGGAAACUUACACAGACUAUGUUUUUAAAAAUUUUGCUGAUAUUGAGACUGCCCGUGCUCAGCUGCAGGAGAACAACUGCCUGUUUGAAACUGUUGGAUUCCGUAUAGCAGAAAUAAGAUACGAAGCAGCACAGGGAAGGCUGAAAAAUGUUCUUUCUCUGUUAUCGUCAUCAAGCACACCCUCUAUUGAUACUCGUCAUUUUAGAAACAGCCUCAUUUGGGGAUUUAAAAGCUCAGAUGAUGUAAAUCUUUGGAGCAAGAUAACAGAACUGUUGUACAAGGAUGAACGUUAUUGCCUGACGCCUCCAGGACCAACUGAAGCUGUUGGCUAUUUUCUUUAUCACUUGAUUGACAGCAUGAGUGACUCAGAAGUACAGGCCAAGGAGGAGCGUUUGAGACAAUACUUCCAUCAGCUGAAGAAGAUGAAUAUAGUUAUCCCUACAACCCACUACAGCGGCAUUUGCAGACUGCUGGACUCCUCUCAAGUUCCUGAAUUAAUUAAGGAUGCAAGGUUAUUACUUCAUAAAAAAAAUCUGUCAACUGAUAACAUUCCAGAAAGUGCUAAAUCUGACGUGUCUACUUUGGAGACGAAACUAGAAAAGCGAAAAGCUGAAAACCAGCCUAUUACAGAUGUCUUGAAACAACUCAUACACGCUCUUUGUGAAGAAGAGAAUAUGCAAAAAGCCCUUGAAGUGCAAGCCAAAUAUGAACCGGACAUGGUUGUCGGUGGCUAUGCAGCCUUAAUAAAUUUGUGCUGUCGACAUGAUAACGUAGAAGAUGCAAUGAACCUGAAAGAAAAAGUCUUCCCUAAGAAUUCACCUGUUGCUCUUGACACUGGGAAGUACGUAGCACUGGUAGAAGUGUUAGGAAAACAUGGCAGACUAGAAGAUGCUAUUAAUGUUCUAAAGGAGAUGAAAGAGAAGGAUGUUUCUAUCACAGAUAGAACAGUUGCAUCUUUUUUCCGCAUUCUUAAUGCUGCAGCCAUGCGAGGUGAAGUUGAAACAGUGAAUCGGUUACAUGAGACCAUUGUGACCCUCGGAUUGGCAGAAGCUGCUGUCCUGUAUUCUCCUCUGAUUACGGUUCAUCUUGAAAAGGAUGACAUGCCUGCAGCUCUGGAAGCUUUAAUGGACUGUUACAAGAAGCAUGGUAAAAUUCUGCAGCUUCAUAACAUCUACUGUAGACUGAUAGAAAAAGGAGAUGCUGAUCUUCUGCAAAAGGUUUCAGAUUUUAUAAGCAGAGAAUAUGGGGACAUGAUGGCUCUUUAUGAUCUCUUCUUUGCCUUCUUGCAAACAGGAAAAUACAAAGAGGCCAGGAAGGUCAUUGAGACUCCAGGCUUGAGAGCACACUCUGGAAGAUUGCAGUGGUUUGCAAAAAAGUGUAUAUCAUCUAAUCAGAUGGAGACCUUGGAACACUUGGUAGAAUUAACUCAAAAUUUAUUUGAAUGUGAUCGAGAUGAGAUGUACUACCAUCUCCUUCAAUUGUGUGACAACAACUGUGACUGGGAAAAGGCUGAAGCUGUUUGGACUAAAAUUCAAGAAGAAAAUAUUGUUCCUCGUGAGAAAACAUUGAUCUUAAUGGCUAAUAUAUUUGAGAAAAAUGGUCAGGUUGUCCCAUUUGAGGUGCCUAAGGCUAGGGAAGAAGAUACUGUAGGUUCAAGAGCUGCUUAUUUGGAAGAAAAGAAAAUAAGGAUGCUUUGCAAGAAAAAUAAUGUAAAAGAGGCCUACAAUGUUUUGCAGAAAAUGAAAGGGAAGAAUGAAUUUCAUUAUCGUACUUAUGUCAUCCUUAUAAAAGCAUUGUUGUCACAGGGUUGUCUUGAAGAAGCCAUCCAAGUGAAACGCAUCGCUGAGACCCACAUCAAGGGCUUCACACUGAACAGUGCUGCCAGCAGCCUCCUCAUCAUAUCGCAAGUUAGGCGGGAUUAUUUGAAAGAUGCCAUGGCUGUUUUAAAAGGAAUGCUUGACAGCGGCUUGCUGCCUUCUAGAGUAGCUGUUACAAGGCUCGCUGAGGCUCUGACAAUGAAAGGAGAUCUGAAGAAUCUACAAGCACUUGAAAAUAUGAUGGAAGACAUCACAAAAUCAAUUGCUUUAUCUCCCUCACUAAUCGUAAAUUCCAUUGCACUGGUUCACGCUAAGAACGAUAACCUUGAUACUGCAUUGGAAUACAUUGAGCCUCUGCUUAUCUCUGGUGCACAGAAUCCUGAUCAACCCAUCAGAAAUAUUUCCUAUUUGUUAAGAAAGUUGUCUGAGGAAGGAUUAGAGCCAGCUUUGGAAAAAUUUGGUGUGAUGGCAGAACGACUAGCCAAUCAGUUUGGCAUUUACAGACCUGUCACAGAUCUCUUCCUUCAAUAUGUAGAUGCCAACAGAGUGGAUGAUGCCAGAGCACUGCUACAGAGGUGUGGUGCAUUAGUUGAGGAGAAGAGAACAUUAGUGAAUUUCAUGGCUAAAUCAUCAUCUAAACCAGGACAGGCAAAGAAGAUAGAGACACUUAUAGAACUGAUUCCUGAUCAUCUAGAUCUGGCAAUUGCAUACCGAUACCUCAUGAGAUGUUACGAAUUAGAUGGGGAUGUUGCGUCUGUAAAGGCUGUGUUUGAGAAAACGAAAGCAAAGAAUAUACAGCUGCAUGAGCUAUCUCUGAAAUCUAUAGCAGCUUUUCUGAAAAAAGCAGGAGAGCCUGUCCCUUUCACUGAACCCCCUGAGACUUUCAAAUUCUAUGUGGAAAAAUGGAGGAAAAGAAGAUCUGAAGCAUCUUGAACAAAUUAUCUUUUAUGAUUUAGUUUAUGAAAUUGUUUAAAUAUUACAUUCAAUAAAAAUUUUAAAAAGCAUGUUGUUCUGUGUAAUUUUUAAUAUAAAUACUAUGUUUAAACAGCACUUUCCAUAGCUAUAAUUAAUAGAAACAUUUAUUAAUAGAAAUGCUUUUCUUCUCUUAAAAUUGCUAGCGAAAUAUUAAGAUGCAGCUUCUACGCUAUUCCUCUGUUUUGAUGUUUGACCUGCUGUGACCUGAAUUGUACUCUGGCUCCUGUUGCUUCAUUAAAUAUGUAUAUACGAGGAAAGUUGCUGGAGGGAUACGUAGCUGUAACUUAGCCAACUGUCCUGUCUUUCGUUGUUCUUUCCCUGAGCAAUGUACUUCGGCUUGGAAAGUAAAAGGUUAAAGAACAUCCUUUUCAAUAUUCAUCUGUAUUAACUGAGAAAAAAUAAAGACGUCUUUUGGUUAGAAUUUA